Molecule: messenger RNA, 1101 nt
Organism: Talaromyces atroroseus
Lineage: Eukaryota; Fungi; Ascomycota; Eurotiomycetes; Eurotiales; Trichocomaceae
Exons: 4
Coding region: 1-1101 (366 amino acids)
Cellular component (GO): cytoplasm
Molecular function (GO): hydrolase activity, acting on ester bonds
Source: RefSeq, a predicted model, not a curated record
AUGGCGCUCAUAUUUCUUGCCCUGGCCGUUGGGGUCGGGCGUGCAAUGGCGCUGGCAAUCCGUGAACCAAUUCUUCGGUUUACCGACAAUGGGACAUUCCAGAUUGCGGUGUUCUCGGAUCUGCAUUAUGGUGAAGACAUUGAACACCCCCAGCUCGUCGUCAUCAACGGCGAUCUUAUCACUGGCGAAAAUACCUACAAGCACAACUCCAGCGACUACGUCGACCGAAUAGUGGCACCCCUCGUCAACCGCAGUCUGUUAUGGGCAUCGACAUAUGGCAACCACGACAGCGAAUUCAACCUGUCGCGACAAGAGAUUUUUGCACGCGAGAAAAGGUAUCCCAACAGCCUGACGCAGAGCAUGGUGCCUAUGCAUAGCUACAGCUCAGGCGUGUCGAAUUACUACUUGCCCGUGUAUUCCGCUAAUAAGAGCGACAUGACUCCGAAGGCCAUACUCUGGUUUUUCGACAGUCGAGGCGGCAACGAGUUUCAAACGGUAGAUGAGGACGGUAAAGUGGUUGCUAUCAACAACUAUGUUGAUUCAUCGGUAGUCAAUUGGUUCACCACGGCCCGCGACAAACUCAACGAUCUGCACAACACAACCAUUCCAUCACUGGCAUUUUUCCAUAUACCCGUCACCGCCAUGCUAGCAUUCCAACAAGGCCCCGGUGUAAACCCUCAUAAAGAACCGGGCAUCAACGACGACGAUCCACUGGACGAGCAGGGUCCCUCGGACGGCUCAUUCAACUACAAAGGCCAAGAUAAGCCUUUUAUGAAAGCCUUGGUCGAGACGAAGGGCCUGAUGGCUACAUUCAGCGGGCAUGAUCAUGGAGAUGACUGGUGCUUCAAAUGGAACAAAACUCUUCCCGAGAUGGAUAUCAAAGGUGACGGAGUAGUGCUUUGCUUUGAUCGACACAGCGGGUAUGGAGGGUAUGGUACCUGGACUCGCGGAUCGCGUCAGAUUCUUUUAGAUGAAAGGACACUGGGGUCGCAGACGGAGACAUGGGUCAGGCUUGAGCAGGGGAAUAUCUCAGGUGCUGUUGUGCUGAAUUCUACCUAUGGAGAGGAUUAUUAUCCCGUUGUUUUGGAUACGCACACUUGA